UAUUCUAUCUAUCACAUACUUUGAAAAUACAUCAUACAUACUUUAAAAAGGACCCAGCCCAAUAACCGCUGUUCACAUAAUCUACAUACAUCGUCUUGCAACCGUUACAAUUCCUAAUCGAAACCUUCCUCGUCGAUAGUCACCUUGGCGCCGGGAGAUGGGAGUCGCCUGAAGGAGAGAACCGCCAAUUGCGAAAGGCUGCUCCUAUAGGUUAGCUGGAAAAGAAGAUCACAGACUUCGGAUGAAUUUUAAGAAGAUGGCCGCAACGGUUGCCAAACCCGGCCUAAUACCACGAGUUAUACAAGAGCACAGCCUGCGCCCCAUCACAAAUACAGACGCCGGCGCCGUCGCGCAAGAAGAGGAUGCCGACCCGAAAGUGCCACCGCAGCACCAGCGAUUAAAGCUGAGCGACUUUGCGCUCGUGAGGACUCUCGGAACAGGUACAUUUGCCAGAGUCUGUUUAGUCCGCCCUGCCACUGGCGCCGAAGAGGAGCGCGAAAAAGUCUUCGCCCUUAAGAUCUUGCGAAAAGCCGAGGUCAUUAAGUUAAAGCAGAUCGAUCAUGUUCGAGACGAGCGCCGCAUCCUGAGCGACGUAGCCGGCCACCCCUUCAUCACCGAGCUAAUCACCACCUUCUCGGACCAUGACUCGUUGUACAUGCUGCUCGACUAUAUCCCCGGUGGUGAACUCUUUAGCUAUCUGCGAAGGCACCGGCGGUUUCCGGAGGAGUGGGCUCAGUUCUAUGCGGCUGAGAUUGUCUUGGUACUCGAAUUUCUUCAUGACCAUCAAGGCGGCGUGGCAUAUCGCGAUUUGAAACCUGAAAACCUCCUUCUGGACGGUCAGGGUCACGUGAAGCUAGUUGAUUUCGGGUUUGCGAAGAGGCUUGGUAGUAGGGAUAGCAGACCCGUCGAGACUUAUACUCUUUGCGGCACUCCCGAGUAUUUGGCGCCGGAGGUGAUCCAGAAUAAGGGGCAUACCAUAGCUGUGGAUUGGUGGGCAUUGGGCAUCCUGAUCUACGAAUUCCUUACUGGGUAUCCACCAUUUUGGCACCAGAAUCCCAUCGAGAUCUACAAACAGAUAAUCGAGAAACCGGUGCUGUUCCCCGCCGAGCCCCCUAUUUCGCCCAAUGCGCAAAACGUCAUUCGCUCGUUCUGCACGGUGGACCGCUCGAGACGGUUAGGAAACCUCAUCGGCGGCACCCAGCAGGUCAAGUCGCACCCGUUCUUCGAAGGCAUAGAUUGGGACGCGCUGUACAACCGACAGAUCAGGCCGCCGAUUCAGCCCAACGUACGGUUUCCGGGCGAUGCGCAAUGCUUCGACGUCUACCCCGAGGACGACGGCAAGCGAGACCCGUAUUCGGAGGACCUGGCUCGUCAAUAUGAUCGCUAUUUCGAGGGGUUCUGAUCUAAUGGAUGGUAUAACUUCCGUACAUCAUACCUGGGGCUAGGCUAUCUUAUUAUCUUAUGACGAGGUAAAAUAAAAAGGCACAGUUGGGCAUCGUUGGGCAUAAUCAAAAAUCUUACGGACGGAACGUGAUCGUGGGAUUCCGUCGUCAGUCAUGUGUAUGUACAGUACUUAUGGGGCUUACGUCCGAACGAAUCUUUUUUAGGUGUCUGGGAGCGACUCGUGCUUUGUCUUAUAGGAUUACAUAAAGGGUAAUCAGGCUCCUCUUAUGAACUUCUGGAUAGUUCGACGAGGUUCUGCCAUCUUGUAUAAUAUAACUUAUCUAUCAAAGGAAGCACUGUAUUUGUCUAUUUAUGUUUACUUGUAUGAAUUGCUGGUGAUGGUUAGAAGCUACAGUGUGUUACUUAUGGGUAGCGUAUAAUCAUCCUGGUCAUAAGAAGGCAUAGGUAGCAAUUUUCAGUAUAUAUAAUAUAGG
This is a messenger RNA of Annulohypoxylon truncatum, 1877 nucleotides long. Its product is annotated as Pkinase-domain-containing protein. Gene Ontology annotation, molecular function: cAMP-dependent protein kinase activity; ATP binding. Gene Ontology annotation, biological process: peptidyl-serine phosphorylation. The transcript has 3 exons. Bases 242 to 1402 code for a protein of 386 amino acids. Lineage: Eukaryota; Fungi; Ascomycota; Sordariomycetes; Xylariales; Hypoxylaceae. Gene Ontology annotation, cellular component: nucleus; cAMP-dependent protein kinase complex. The record is from RefSeq and is a predicted model, not a curated record.